Pseudovirgaria hyperparasitica is the source of this 354-nucleotide messenger RNA. RefSeq lists its product as uncharacterized. The record is from RefSeq and is a predicted model, not a curated record. NCBI's taxonomy places the organism in Eukaryota, Fungi, Ascomycota, Dothideomycetes, Acrospermales, Acrospermaceae. The transcript has 2 exons. Gene Ontology annotation, molecular function: oxidoreductase activity. Bases 1 to 354 code for a protein of 117 amino acids.
AUGGCCAGCACUACCUCCCCAAACACCAGCCAAGCAACGGUGCUGUACCCCAACACUGACGCCAGCACCUUCGAUCUCGAGUACUACCUCAAGACGCACAUGCCACUUGUCGACGAGCAUUGGGGACCGAAAGGGUUGAAGGGCUGGACGAUUACAAAAUAUGUCACCGCAGACGGCAAUGAGCCCAAAUUCUCCAUCGCCGCCGUGCUCACCUGGGAGAGUGAUGCGCAUGCGCUUGAUGCACUGAAGAGUGAGGCAGCAAAGAUUGUGCUUGGCGAUAUUCCAAAGUUUAGUAAUGUCGAGCCGGUGGUUAUGUUGGGGAGUGUUAUUGCGGCGAAGGGGAGUAUGUCGUAG